Messenger RNA from Rhineura floridana, 2742 nucleotides. RefSeq names its product 7-dehydrocholesterol reductase (gene DHCR7). The transcript is spliced from 8 exons. Lineage: Eukaryota; Metazoa; Chordata; Lepidosauria; Squamata; Rhineuridae. Gene Ontology annotation, molecular function: 7-dehydrocholesterol reductase activity. Gene Ontology annotation, biological process: brassinosteroid biosynthetic process; cholesterol biosynthetic process. Gene Ontology annotation, cellular component: endoplasmic reticulum membrane. The record is from RefSeq and is a predicted model, not a curated record. The coding region runs from base 159 to 1583 and encodes 474 amino acids.
AGUAUGUAAUUCAAGGAGGUGUGGCAUAGAAGUGGGGUCAGCAAGACGGGAGAGUGUAUGAACCGUGAGUUUCAGCCUAAUAUUUUGUGUUGGUGUUUUCGAGCUAGCGAAAGAGUUCCACGUUCGUGAGCAGCUGAAAAAUAACAAUACCGGCUGCAAUGACUGCUCGUAGGGAAACACAGUUUUCUGAAGGAGGGAAAAGUAAAUGUGUCAUAAAUGGAAAUGGAACCUCUCAAGGACAAUGGGGCAGAGCCUGGAAAGUUGACUGGUUUUCUUUGGGAAGUGUCAUCUUUCUACUCCUGUUUGCACCCUUCAUUGUGUAUUAUUUUAUAAUGUCGUGUGAUCAGUACAAUUGUUCUCUAACUAAGCCAGCUAUUGACUUGUUCACGGGAAAAGCCCACCUCUUGGAUAUCUGGAACAAGACGCCACCAUUGACUUGGAAAGCUGUGACUCUCUAUAUUACUUGGGUAAUUUUCCAGGCAUUUUUGUUCAUGCUUCCUGACUUUUGCCACAAAUUUCUUCCUUGGUUUCGAGGAGGAGUACAAGAAGGAGCUAUGACGCCUGCUGGCAUAGUACUCAAAUAUGAGAUCAAUGGACUUCAAUCCUGGCUUAUCACACAUGUACUCUGGUUUGCAAAUGUCUUCCACUUCCACUGGUUCUCACCCACCAUCAUUUUUGACAAUUGGAUUCCACUCUUAUGGUGUGCAAAUAUCCUGGGCUAUUCAGUGUCAAUAUUUGCAAUGAUAAAAGCCUACUAUUUCCCCUCUGAUGCAAAAGAUUGCAAAUUCACUGGUAACUUCUUCUACGACUUCAUGAUGGGAAUUGAAUUUAAUCCUCGUGUAGGAAAGUGGUUUGAUUUCAAACUGUUUUUCAACGGCCGCCCAGGCAUUAUAGCAUGGACUCUUAUUAACCUCUCUUAUGCAGCAAAACAGCAAGAAUUAUACGGACAAGUAACUAACUCUAUGAUACUUGUCAAUAUCUUGCAGAGCUUAUACAUUUUGGACUUUUUCUGGAAUGAAGCCUGGUAUUUGAAAACAAUUGACAUCUGUCAUGAUCACUUUGGAUGGUACCUGGGCUGGGGAGACUGUGUCUGGCUUCCUUAUCUCUAUACUCUGCAGGGACUAUACUUGGUUUACCACCCUGUUCAGCUUGCCACAGGCAGUGCAAUUGGAAUUCUGCUACUGGGUUUAGCAGGCUACUAUAUCUUCAGAAUGACCAAUCAUCAGAAAGAUCUCUUUCGUCGCACAGAUGGCAACUGUAAAAUCUGGGGCAAGAAACCUAAUUACAUUGAAUGCUCCUAUAUGUCCACAGAUAAGACCAAACACUAUAGCAAGUUGCUGACUUCCGGAUUCUGGAGAGUUGCACGCCAUUUUAACUAUACAGGAGACUUGAUGGGCUGCCUGGCGUACUGCUUGUCUUGUGGCUCUGAGCACAUCCUGCCUUACUUCUAUAUAAUUUACAUGACCAUUCUUCUGGUUCACCGUUGCAUCAGGGAUGAACACCGAUGCUCCAGCAAGUAUGGCAAGGACUGGAAGGAGUAUACUGAUGCAGUACCUUACCGGCUAUUUCCAGGGAUCUUUUAAAUGCUUAACUUUAGACAUAAAAAGUAUAUUUUUGGAGCGCAUGUAUGAACUGUACCUUUUUUGUGGAACAAGUUCUGAAGUCCUAAAAAGGUCUGGCAACAGAGAUAUCCUUUUGGCCCAUCUGAUGGGACAUGAUCCUCAUAUCUGUUAAGAUCAUUGCACCACUAAAAUGAUCUAACUUUUUUGUUUUUUAAAAAGGUUUAAUUCUGCACUGAUUUGUGUGUGUAUCCAAAUAAGCUUCAGGUUAAAAAGUCACAUCUUGAGGUAUGUUCAGAUGUUCACCUUGAGCAUAAACCUUCUAAAGUGUUUCAUGGACAGGAAUGCACAUGUACGUUUGUCCCCAGUGUCAUGUGCGUCUUUUCCUCCACCCGAGUUCCUGACCUUCAUGUUGCGUGUGGAAGGUUUGCAGAGGGCUUCUACUUGAAUUUGCUUGAAAGUGAGAAGGGUCUGCAUGAUGGGACUGGGACCAUGCAUUAUCAAGGUCCCUGACUGCAAAGAGGUUUCUCUUUGUGUUCAAGGCCACCCAAGUAGAACCCCCUAGUAGACCUUACUUGGACAUCACAAGGAAGGUCAGGAACAGGAGGCGGGCAUGAUACAUAAGAGGACGCUGAGACAAGGGUUUACAAGUGCAAUGAUAUUGAGGGGCAGGGGUUAAGUAUGUACCACUGCUCCUGUCCACUCAGAGCAUUUGUGUGUGCAUGUAUGUUUGGUUAUAAUUGAAUCCAUUCUGUUAUUUCAUUAUGGAGCAGUGUCCACGGGACAAGAUGGUGAUAAACUGGCCCUUUAAAACUGCUUACUCUUCACUGCAGUUUGUACAAUGCUGCUUCUGGGUAGUUAUUAUCUGUGUUGCAUUGCUCUGGGUGAGCUAUAAAUGAACAAAACUCCCCUUGCAUUCCCAUCUGAUGAUCCAGUCCUCAGAAGGGCUUAUUGUAGCUUCAUCAGAAAUUUUGGAGCCAUGGUAAAACUCUAAAUGCAUACUAAAUAAAUGCAUACUACUGGGCUUCUACUGGAAGGGCAGGAUAUAAAUUUAAUAAAUAAUAAAUAAAUAAAAGUAAAUUACUAGCUAAUGAGGGGACAUGAUUUUCAUACUUUGUGGCUGUGUUGGUAAAAGGUCUGUAUGAGUUCUUAUGUUAAUUGUAAUAAAAAUAGCUUUUAGAAA